CAAACCAAAGAAAGCAAGAAAGGCGAUUGUUUUGAUGCGGUCUAGUGAGUUUUAUUGCGGGUUGUGCUGUGCUGCGGGCGAACCAAAGGCAAUCAUUAGUAAUCGAGCCACGGUGGUUAGCGUUUUCAAGCACAGUUAAACCUUUCGAUCAACAAUGGGUGUCCCAGCUGGUGAUGUUGAGAAGGGCAAGAAGCUGUUCGUUCAGCGAUGCGCCCAGUGCCACACCGUAGAGGCAGGCGGUAAGCACAAGGUUGGCCCGAACCUACACGGACUGUUCGGUCGCAAGACUGGCCAGGCUGCUGGAUUCAGCUACACCGACGCCAACAAGGCUAAGGGAAUCACCUGGAACGAGGACACGCUGUUCGAGUAUCUGGAAAACCCGAAGAAGUACAUCCCCGGCACGAAGAUGGUGUUCGCGGGUCUGAAGAAGCCGGCGGAACGUGGCGAUCUGAUCGCUUACCUGAAGUCUGCUACCAAGUAAAUGGGCUCCACCGGGGUGUACUGUACGACGGGUAUCGGUGUCCUAGAUUCAGCCAAAACACUGCUACAGAUAGAAAAGCACACAGACACAAACUCUACAGCGAAUGGCUGUAAAACCGCAAGAUUGAAUAUUUGGCCAUCAGAACCGCGAAUACAAAAAGACAGAGAAAUAGUAAUAACAUGGUCGAGGCGUUACAGCAGCAUCCUUCGGCGCGAAGGCUCCACACCCCCACGAUUAGGACAAUGUCUAUGUAAAUCUAUUUAAUUUAAUUUAUGCUAGAAUUAAAAUAGUCUGACAAAUUCGUUUUAAUCGAUAUCCGGGAGACUAUGUAUCGAUACAGAGAUUGUGCUAGGUUGGACGCGCUUCAAUUGAACAUUUCAUAGAUCCUUCAGUUCUAUUGGGAUCGGUGCGUGGUGGUGCGGUUCAUUUAGAUGGAUCCGUUUUAGUUCAAUUCAGAAAUCGAACGUGUAGUAUUAUCACUAUCAAAGAGGAAUGUCUUUAACCCAACGGCUAAGGUGUGACGCUGAAUAAAAACACGGAAACCAA
Anopheles funestus (African malaria mosquito) is the source of this 1027-nucleotide messenger RNA. Its product is annotated as cytochrome c-2. The record is from RefSeq and is a predicted model, not a curated record. Bases 155 to 481 code for a protein of 108 amino acids. Gene Ontology annotation, molecular function: heme binding; electron transfer activity. Lineage: Eukaryota; Metazoa; Arthropoda; Insecta; Diptera; Culicidae. Gene Ontology annotation, biological process: mitochondrial electron transport, cytochrome c to oxygen; mitochondrial electron transport, ubiquinol to cytochrome c. Gene Ontology annotation, cellular component: mitochondrial intermembrane space. The transcript has 2 exons.